AUGUUUUUUUUCCAGCGAUUACCGUAUCCGAAAUCGGUAUUUUUCAUUGUCACAAAUGAAUUUUGCGAAAGGUUUUCAUUUUACGGGAUGCGUACCAUCCUCGCACUGUACCUGAGAUACAAACUCGAUUUCGACGAUGCCUUAUCUACCGUCAUAUACCAUGUAUUCAUUAUGGUAUGUUAUUUUUUUCCACUUUUGGGAGCCGUUUUGGCCGACAGUUGGUUGGGAAAAUUCAAAACGAUUUUAUAUCUUUCGAUCGUAUAUGCGAUCGGUAACGUCAUCGUGUCAAUAUCAGCCAUACCGGACACGUUACCCCGCGUAGCAUUUACCAUGAUCGGAUUGUUACUCAUAGCUUUCGGUACGGGUGGUAUAAAACCCUGCGUGUCAGCAUUCGGUGGCGAUCAAUUCGUUCUUCCGCAACAAGAGGAUCAAUUACAAAAAUUUUUUUCAAUUUUUUAUUUCGCCAUUAAUUCCGGAAGUUUCAUAUCGACAUUUCUAACUCCGAUACUAAGAGAAACGUCUUGUUUUGGACAGGAUUCUUGUUAUUCUCUAGCUUUUGGCGUACCUGCCAUUCUCAUGGUUGUUGCCAUAGUUAUAUACAUCGGUGGACAUAAAUUCUACAAAGUUAAAAAACCAGAAGGAAAUGUUGUUGUGAAAGUUGGAAAAUGCGUUUGGCAUGCCAUCACGAAAAAAGACGAUCAGAAGUACACGCACUGGUUGGACAAAGCACAAGAUAAAUACGAAGUUGGAUUUAUAGAAGAUCCGACUUAUGCCGUUUUACCUAAACCGGGAGAAGGACAAGUUAGAUUUUUUAACGGUUUUACAGAAAAUAUAACUCUCAAUAGUCCAGAACUCGGUCUUGAAAAUCACGAAUUGGUCACGUUGGGAAAAUUGGAAAUGCUAAACAUAAAAUUACAAAAUGAAAAAUCGUUCACGGUUAAAUAUUCGAUCGGAAAAGAAAAAGCGAAAGAAAAAGAAAUUAAAGUUUUCGAAAAUCUCGCGACAUCAUAUACUUUCACACCGGAUAAAGUUUUAAUCGGAGAAAAUGAAGAUGCGGAUAAAUCGGAUAACGGAAAUCCAAAAUUCAUGUUAAUUUAUUCAAAUUAUGAUGAAAAAUUUACACCCAAGAAAAUUUUACUCUCCGAAAAAGGACAACCUCAUUAUGUAUAUAAUUUAACAAUCGAAAAUGGAAAAAAUCAAUAUAAUCCAUUUAAAAAAAUCGAUUUGGUUACGGAAACGUACACGUUAUCAGUAGACGGUAAAAUGGUUUUAAACGAUAUAAGCAUGAAACAGGGUGGUUGUUAUUUAGCAUUAAUAAGUCAAACAUCAGAUGAAAUAAAAGCGAACGUAUUAACGAUAACAAAUCCGAACAGCGUUCACAUACUUUGGUUGAUACCACAAUACAUAGUAAUAACGGCAGGAGAAAUAAUGUUUUCAAUAACAGGUUUAGAAUUUUCAUUCACGCAAGCUCCGAGUAGUAUGAAAUCCCUUUUGCAAGCUGCAUGGCUCAUAACCGUUGCAUUGGGUAAUCUUGUUGUCGUAAUCGUAGCAGAAGCUAAAAUAUUCGACAGCCAGAUGUACGAAUUUUUAUUGUUCGGUGGUCUCAUGUUAUUGGACAUGAUAAUAUUUGCACUCAUGGCUAUGCGUUAUAAAUACGUCGAAGUGUCACAAAUAGUCGAACAAGAGGCUGCAGUUAUUGGAAAAGUCGAGGGAACCAUAACCGAUCCAUAA
Molecule: messenger RNA, 1731 nt
Organism: Pediculus humanus corporis (human body louse)
Lineage: Eukaryota; Metazoa; Arthropoda; Insecta; Psocodea; Pediculidae
Product: oligopeptide transporter, putative
Exons: 9
Coding region: 1-1731 (576 amino acids)
Biological process (GO): oligopeptide transport; transmembrane transport
Cellular component (GO): membrane
Molecular function (GO): dipeptide transmembrane transporter activity
Source: RefSeq, a predicted model, not a curated record